AUGCCCGCAGCGCCCUCUGACACAUGCUCCGCCGUCUGCCCCGAGCGCCGACUGCAUCCACCCAUCCACCGCCGCUCGGCCUCCCUCGGGUGGCGCCCACUGACAUCUGCCCGCCGACUGCAUUCAUCCGCCCUGACCUCUCCUCAGGUCAUGUCCCCCACUGUCGGCGGCAGUGGCUCCCCCGCCCUCGUCGCACCGGGCCGCGCUGCUGGAGCGGCCGAGGGUCCAGGCCCGGCCUUGGGCACAACGUCCCAGGCAGCCGCCCCCAGGAGGCAAACUCACCCCGCCAAAGCCAUCCUGGCAGGUGGUAUUGCAGGUGGAAUUGAAAUCUGCAUCACAUUCCCAACAGAGUACGUAAAAACACAGCUGCAGCUCGAUGAACGUGCAAAUCACCCUCGCUACAAGGGCAUUGGUGACUGUGUUCGGGUGACGGUUCGGGACCAUGGGUUCAAAGGACUAUACCGAGGCCUCAGCACCCAGGUGUAUGGCUCCAUUCCUAAAUCCGCCAUCAGGUUUGGGAUGUUUGAGUUCCUGAAGAACCGUCUGGUCAAUGAGAACGGGAUUCUGACUAACCAGAGAAGCCUGCUGUGUGGCCUGGGAGCUGGGGUGGCAGAAGCUGUGUUGGUGGUCUGUCCCAUCGAGACGAUAAAGGUGAAAUUUAUUCAUGACCAAUCCUCACUUAAUCCCAAAUACCAUGGGUUUUACCACGGGAUCAGGGAGAUUAUUCGAGAACAAGGAUUAGGAGGCACGUACCAGGGUGUGACGGCCACAGUCCUCAAGCAAGGCUCCAACCAAGCAAUCCGCUUCUUUGUGAUGACCACGCUGCGAAACUGGUAUAAGGGUGACGACCCCCAUAAAUCCAUCCACCCGGUCAUCACCGCUAUGUUUGGAGUGAGUGCCGGGGCAGCCAGUGUCUUUGGGAACACGCCCAUGGACGUGCUGAAGACACGGAUGCAGAGCCUCGAUGCCUACAAGUAUAAGAACACAGCACACUGUGCUUAUCAGAUCUUUACAAAGGAGGGGCCCCGGGCGUUUUACAAAGGAACGAUUCCGCGCUUGGGCAGAGUGUGUCUUGACGUGGCCAUUGUCUUCGUUAUUUACGACGAGCUCAUCAAACUUCUGCACAGGGCGUGGUAGACGGUGAAUAGAAGCAGCGACUGCACCACACAGCCUCCGUCACUCUCUUUUCCUCUUGUUUCAUAC
This is a messenger RNA of Amblyraja radiata (thorny skate), 1203 nucleotides long. Its product is annotated as tricarboxylate transport protein, mitochondrial. Gene Ontology annotation, biological process: mitochondrial citrate transmembrane transport. Gene Ontology annotation, molecular function: citrate secondary active transmembrane transporter activity. Gene Ontology annotation, cellular component: mitochondrion. The transcript has 9 exons. The record is from RefSeq and is a predicted model, not a curated record. Lineage: Eukaryota; Metazoa; Chordata; Chondrichthyes; Rajiformes; Rajidae. Bases 1 to 1137 code for a protein of 378 amino acids.